This is a messenger RNA of Symbiodinium natans, 1086 nucleotides long. Lineage: Eukaryota; Dinophyceae; Suessiales; Symbiodiniaceae. The record is from the annotation of a GenBank genome assembly.
AUGGACGGGGACUGUGAUUCCUACGAUCCGCUUGGAGUGGCGAACAUGACUGGACGUGCAACUUUGUUGCAGACAUUGUGUGAAGAUUUCCGGCUUCCCGAGAUGCUUCGAGGCUUGUGUCUCAAACAGAAGCUGGACCUAAUCCAGUAUUUCAGAUGCCGGCGAGACCAACCAUUCAUGUGUCAAAUGUGGGCGAUGUCAUGUGAUCCGCAUGACCCGCUUGCACGUGCUUACAUUAUGGCAGGUUGGGCCUACCUCUACAUCCCGACUGGUGCAGUGUUUGUCUUUUGCGUGGGUGUUUUACUUCGGGGCGCGCUAUGUGGAAAGCAGGGAGUUUGUGGCUGCGGCACAAUUCCUUCAGACAGAGCUUUGCAGAGAUCGGUUUGCGAGAGAGCAAGUGCCUUGCUCGUGCAAAUGAAGGAAGGGAACCUUGACCGCACCUACAUGGAUCGCAUCAAGCUGGACGUCGAAUUCGCCAUGCUGCUCGCGGACUUCCUUCUGGACUUGAAUUGCCUCUACCAGUACGCAGUCUCUGGCAAGCAUUGGGGCUUUGCAGCUCUGCAGGCUACCAUUGUUGUGAUUACUCUUGUGGCAGAGUUGCGGAAUGGCCCGGCUAAGCUUUUCACCUCCUUCUUGGAGUCACAUGCUUUGGGCUUCCCCACAGAUACUUACCUGCGGAUUGUGAAGAGCGAGAAGAGCAUCGAGGCCCCACUGUCCUUACUUCUCCAGUAUGUCGCAGCCUUCCAUUUCAGCGACAGCCCAGAAGCAUUUUUGAGCACCUGUGUUUCUAUGGUCUUCAGCGUGUUGGCCGUAACGAAGGCCGCCUACAUCCAACUUCACCUUGGCCUCAACGAGCUCCUGGAUGUCGAGGACAGCAACCCCUUGGAAGACGCCCCAUUGCCCUCGCAGCCGCCCAGCUUUCCUCAAUUCCCUCCCGGCAUCGAUCUUCCUCAGCUCCCGCCCGGGCUGCCUCCUGCCACGACGGCUGUGCCCAAGCAGCAACAGGGCUUCAGCCCUCCUCCGGCGCCUCUUCCGCCCAUCCAGGUGGAGGUGCGCAGAUACGGCAAGGGGCACGACCGUGAAUGA